Prorocentrum cordatum is the source of this 2565-nucleotide messenger RNA. NCBI's taxonomy places the organism in Eukaryota, Dinophyceae, Prorocentrales, Prorocentraceae. The record is from the annotation of a GenBank genome assembly.
AUGCCACCGCCCAAGUCGAGACAGCAGCCCCAGCCCGUGGAGGAUAGCAAGACCAUCGGCGCCCACUUCAAGAAGGCGGGCAAGGACAAGGACCAGGAUGCGGCCGAUGCGCCGACCGAUCUGGGCGACGCGCAGGGCGCCGACGGCGCCGCGCAGGAGGCGGAGGAUCGACAACAUGGUGAUCGUGACCCUGGCCGUGGUGCUGGUGGCUCUGGCUCUGCCAGCUCUGGCCCGAUGGAUGUUGAUGGUAAAGGCGCCAAGGCCGCCACGCCGCACUUCCCCGCGGGGCCCGCGGGGGGGUGGCCGUCGCCUGGGCCUGCGGGCUCGCCCGCGACCCCCGCGCCUGCGGGCUCGCCCACGCCCCCCAUGCUGUGCGGCCCGAGCACGCCCAACAGUGAGUGCGCCAUGGGGGUGGUGGAGGCCGAGGCCGUCGGCGACGGCCAGUUCAAGUGCAAACGGUGCAACGUUCUGUGCAGCAACGACGAGAGGCAGAUCGUGCAACGGAGGUCUACCGAGGACUGCAUCUCUUGCGGCAAGAGCUACAAGGCACUCACCAACAGGUGGCGCAAGAACGGCAAGCUCAAGGAGUGGUGGAACAACAAAUCGGCUCAGGAGAAGACCUUGUGGUACCAGGAGCACAGGAACAAGCAAGCCCCCAAAGAGUUAAUGGUGGGGGAGGCGUCGUCGACGCAGGAGGUGCUGCAGGGAGACACGUCUCGGAUCCACUGGAAGCCUUGGAGCAUUGUGAAGCGCGAUCUCUUUAUGGAGGGCUUCACGUCGGAGCAGGAUCAACUGGCGGAGUGGAGGAGCCGCAUCUUAAAGGGCAUCUACAAGGUCCAGAAGGACGAAGAGACACAGCAGUGGUUGGUCGGGGAGUACCAGGGCAAGUUUCAGGACUUGACCAGGCAGCAGCGCUUGUCGGGCUCAGUGAAACGCGACGCCUGCGAGCUCACCAGCGCGGAGGACCUCCAGAACUUCAUGGCCGACAUUAAGAACACGAUGGAGGACGGCGCGCCGACUGACGUCCCCGAGCAGUGGAUCGCAUCGCAUGUGGAGGCCGAGCAGUGGGGCCCCGUCUUGGGGCUCUCCAUCACGGACGGCCUCAUGGAGAUCGAGCAGCACAACCAGAAGGCGGACGAGUACAAGCGCCUGUGCAACAGGGAGGAUACCGAGGCGGCGGCCAUCAAGCCAAUGGAGGAGGCCAUCGAUGCGAAAUCCAUGAAGGCAGUGGCCAAGCGGCAGGCCGCCAAGAAGCUCACGGACGCGAUGCGCCAGAAGCUCGUUGACGGCCUCAAUGCAUUGGCUCCUUUGGCCCAAAUGCCCCCCCCGUCCCGAUCGUCCAUCUUUGUCGUCGUUCUCCUCAGCUCCCUCCUCAUUCAGGUUUCCGAGAGCGUGGACGUCAGGGGGUUCAUGUCCGAUAGGUUGACCAGUGACGCUUUGAAGGAGGAGCCGAUCGCGGGACUUGUCGCCAGGCUGGUGGUCUUCGAGAAAGAGACGCCGAAUAUCGUGACAAAUGUAGAUGCCUUGCUGAUGAAGAUUGCCAAUAUGAGCGACGACGCCUCGUGGAACUUCAACCUGGAGCCCAUCAAGGCCGCCCUCAAGGAUGCGAGCGAGAAGACCAGGGCGGAUGGCACCCACUGGUCCGACUUCAGGAAGGCAAUCGCGGAAUGCAAGACCGCGGCCCAGAAGAAGGUGGAUGCGGCCGCUGGCUCUACACUUAAGAAGAAGAAGCUCACAGAUAAAGCCAAGGACGCGAAGGACACCAAUUGCAGCGCGGACAUGGCCAACAAGCUCGUGUUCGUCGGCCUCUCCGUUGAGGAGCUCAACGGCGGCGUCAACAUCGAGACCACCUUCGAGGCCGUCCAGGGCCCUGGUAAAGCCUCGGUGAUGCAGGUGCCGCAGCUCAUGGAGGGCGUACAGAAGGCUAACGGCUGGAACGCUCUCGACUCGUGGCUCAAGGAGAAGGUCAAGGCCGAGGAGAACAUUUGCUUUGGCGCGGUGACCCAGCCUGAGAUCGUCGCCUCCGCGAAAUCAUCGCUGCUUGCUGUCCGCGCCGACAGCGUGCUGUUCCGCACGGCGUUCCUGGCGAAGUCGCCCCAGCUCGCGAAGCUGACCAAGGCGAUGUUCGGCAUGCAGGCUUUCUUCGCCCCGCGGAAGCACACGCAGGUGUUGCCGCCCCCUUUCGGGAUUGGCGAGGUGCGGGCCGUCUUCGAGGGCAAGGAGCUCGUGGUGGCGCAGCAGAUGGUCGGGGAGCCGCUCGACGCGCAGAUCUCCAAGCUCCAGAGCAUGAGUUCGGGGGACCUGCUCAACUUGAUCCGCGAGGCCCCCAACUUUGCGCUCAUCAUCAAGCAGGGCGACGUCGCCUGGCUGCCGACGGGGUUCGUGUACAUGAUAUUCCACCUGAUGCCCACCAUUGGGAUGCGGUGGGGGUGCUUCCCCAGCUGGGCAGGGGAGGCCAGCCGCUCACGCAGGGUUACGGUCGCGACGAUGGAGGCAUUCUCUAAGAUGAAGGGGACGGUGUUGGAAGACUGGAACACGAUGCUUGCAACGCUAGCCGACCAGCCA